AUGUUAGAUGCAAUUAAAGCUUUAGGUCUUCAAAUUGAUGAUGUGAGAGGCCAAGGUUAUGAUAAUGGUUCUAAUAUGAAAGGAAAGCAUCAAGGUGUUCAAAAACGAUUACUUGAAGUAAAUCCAAGAGCAUUGUAUAUGCCAUGUGCUUGUCAUAGUCUUAAUCUUACUGUUAGUGAUAUGGCACAUUCUUGUGUUAAAGCAAUUUCAUUUUUUGGAGUUAUGCAACGUCUAUAUGCUUUAUUUUCAAGUUCUCCUAAAAGGUGGAAAAUUUUACUUGAUAAUGUUCCAAGCUUGACUGUGAAAUAUUUGUCAAAUACUCGUUGGGAGAGUAGAAUAAAAAGUGUCAAAGCAAUUAGAUUUCAAGCUCCUGAAAUAAGGUUGGCUUUGUUAGAAUUAUCUAAUUCUUGUGAUGAUGCCAAAUCAAAAAGUGAAGCGGACAGCUUGGUGAGUGCACUUGAGAAUUUUGAAUUUUUACUUGGAAUUGUUAUUUGGCAUGACAUUUUAUUUGCUAUUCAUAUGGUAAGUAAAAAGUUGCAAUCAAAAUCUAUGUGCAUUGAAACUACCAUGAAUCAAAUAGAAGGUGUGAUAAAUUUUUUUGAGAAAUAUAGAAAUGAAGGGUUUGCUUCUAGUAUGAAUAUUGCCAAAAACAUUGCAAAUACAUUAAUGCCAGCAAUUGAGAUUCUUGAGUUUGUCAAAGUUGCUGAUUGCUUCCCAAUGGUUUCUAUUGCUUAUCGACUAUUAUUGACGAUACCCGUGACUGUAGCAUCAGCGGAGAGAAGUUUUUCAAAAUUGAAGUUAUUGAAAACUUAUUUGAGAUCUUCAAUGUCACAAGAAAGAUUGAAUGGUUUGGCCAUUUUGUGUAUUGAGAAGGAUAUUGUGGACGAAGCUAGGUUUCAGAGCUUGAAGAACUCGUCAAUGGCGGACAGGUUGAAUGAUCAUCAUUCUGAAUCCAAACACGAGCACGCUGUUGACGAUCCAGAGGCGGUUGCAUCAAUGGUUGAGACGUGA
Molecule: messenger RNA, 1011 nt
Organism: Ipomoea triloba (trilobed morning glory)
Lineage: Eukaryota; Viridiplantae; Streptophyta; Magnoliopsida; Solanales; Convolvulaceae
Product: zinc finger MYM-type protein 1-like
Exons: 4
Coding region: 1-1011 (336 amino acids)
Molecular function (GO): protein dimerization activity
Source: RefSeq, a predicted model, not a curated record